Ctenocephalides felis (cat flea) is the source of this 978-nucleotide messenger RNA. RefSeq names its product protein Wnt-11b-like. Gene Ontology annotation, biological process: neuron differentiation; multicellular organism development; cell fate commitment. The coding region runs from base 1 to 978 and encodes 325 amino acids. NCBI's taxonomy places the organism in Eukaryota, Metazoa, Arthropoda, Insecta, Siphonaptera, Pulicidae. Gene Ontology annotation, cellular component: extracellular region. The record is from RefSeq and is a predicted model, not a curated record. The transcript is spliced from 7 exons. Gene Ontology annotation, molecular function: frizzled binding; cytokine activity.
AUGUCUCGAUUAGGUUUGAAACAUUUUUCCCCCGAAUCUUUCGAUGAGGGUUCGGCCUGCAGGCAGGCCUUGGGCAUGUCGCCGCGUCAGACCGCUCUCUGCCUAGCUGCCCUGGACACAAUGCCCCAUGUGGCCAGAGCGGCCCACUUGACAUUGGAAGCCUGCUCUACACUUUUGGAGGAUAGGAGAUGGAAUUGCUCCAGUGCUCUUAAUGCUCCUGUUCUAGGACCUGAUCUUGCUAGAGGUACAAGGGAGCAGGCAUUCAUGUACGCCUUAGGAUCAGCAGCAGUUACAUUAGCAAUAGCUCGUGCCUGCGCAGCAGGUGAGCUUUUUCACUGCUCCUGUGCACCACCUCCAGGUGAACCACCAGGUGGUAAUUUUAAGUGGGGCGGUUGUUCCGACAAUGUCCGUUGGGGAUCUUUGUUUGCCAAAAGAUUUUUGGAUGCCACUGAAAGAACUCAUGUAACUGCCAGUGUUCUUCAUGAAAGAAGAAGACGUCGGAGGAGAAGGCAGAGGAAGUUGAAAGAUGCAACUAAAAAUGCUGUAAUAAAAACGAUCGCCAAAAAACGAAAAUUACAAGCAGAUCCCGACAUGAUCAAAUUUCACACAAGGCUAGCCGCAAUGAAUCUUCAUAACAACAGGAUAGGCCGAAAAGUUGUUCAGCAAUCCCAAGCAAUUACUUGUAAAUGCCAUGGAGUGUCCGGUUCUUGUAGUGUGAAAACAUGUUGGAAAGCUCUGGAAGCUUUAACAGUCACCGGUCAAAAGCUCUUGAGGAAAAUGGAUCAGGCUGUGGAAGUUGCUCCACGUCGAUUGGGAACAACUACACAGUUAUCUGGUGUGGCACCAGUAGUUACAGCGCCGAUGUCUAAUCAACUUAUUUAUUUGACAAAAAGUCCUGAUUAUUGUGAAGAAGAUUUAUCUGCAGGAAGUUUUGGUACCAAAAGGAAGGACCUGUUCGGUGGGUGUUACAGGACUUAG